AUGGAGCGCGGCGGGGGCCGGCCCGGCGCCCCCCAAUACGUGCAUGUGCAGCUGCAGGGGGGCGCGCCCUGGGGCUUCACGCUGCGCGGCGGGCUGGAGCAUGGAGAGCCCCUCAUCGUCUCCAAGGUGGAGGACGGGGGCAAGGCUGCGCUGUCCCGGCGGCUGCAGCCAGGUGAUGAGCUGGUGAACAUCAGUGGGACACCACUGUACGGGUCCCGCCAGGAGGCCCUGAUCCUCAUCAAGGGCUCCUACCGCACCCUGAAGAUGAUCGUCCGCAGGAAGGAGAGGCAGGGCCAGGCUCUGUAGUCGUGUCCCCCUUCCUGACCUGCAUCCAUUCCCGCUGCAACCCGACUGGACUCCAGCUCCAACAACAGCCAGGGGCUGGGGCAGUGCAGGACAUUGUGUACAGGGCAGGGGGUGCCACGGGGCAGUGCUGGGGCUCAGCAUCAUCCAUGGAGGAGUGUGCCCGUCCUCCGGCCCCAUUCCUGGCACAUGGCCAAGCUUGCCGAAAGCCGCCCCGACGCCCCCACCAUGCACUGCCCCACUGAUGCCUUCAGCUUUUCCUGGCCCUCGGGAUGUGAUGUCAGCACUGACCGGAGCAGCUCCAUCGGGAGCAUGGAGAGCCUGGACCAGCCCAGCCAGGCCUACUAUGAAGGGGACCCCUCACCCAUUGACCAGGGCAUGUACCACAGCAAGCGGGACUCAGCCUACAGCUCCUUCUCUGCCAGCUCCAUUGCUUCUGACUGCGCCCUCCCCCUCCGCCCUGAGGAGGCCACAUCUGUUGACUCCAGCCUCCAAGGUCCCUGCAAGCCCCCCGAUGGGCGCUACCUGACCACGGGAGCUGAGCUGCCUGCCAGCCGGCACCCCGAGGCCUGGCGGGCACCUGUUCCCCCCCAACCCCCUAUCAGGAGGGAUAGCCUGCGGGCAGCCCCAGUUGGUGGAGGGGACAGGCGUCGGGCAUCAGUGUCAGUGGACAUGCUGCAUGCUAAGGGCCGGUGGAUCUCUGAUACCUUCCUCUGCCAGCGGGACAGGGAGGCAGAGGUGACGGGUGGGAGGACACCGGCACCAUACCCCAUGAAGGAUCAUCUCUCUGCUGACCAGUAUUACAUGCUGAGUUCCCACUCAGAGAGGUGCUUGGCUGAGCCUCUCCUGGUGGAGAGCACAGAUCCUGGCAACCAGCUGCACCUGGAUAGUAGUGUGCACAGAGUACCGGAUGCAGCAGCAGUAGGGGACAACCCACUGUUGUCCUCCCUCAAGGGCCAUACACCACACCGGCACAGUGCUCCUGAGCAGCUGCUGGCAUCCCAGCUUCGCUCCCUCCAGGUGGGCACCAGCAGUGGGAGAGCCUCACCGGCCCCUGAUGGGCACCACUGGACCCUCUCCCCACUGCAUCCUGAGGGCAGCCGGCCAGGGGCUGUAGGGGCCACCCAAGACUCCCAGCUCUGCCCAGAGCCGUGCUGCCGCUGCUGCCCUGAGCCACAGCGAGCCUGUGGGCAGGACACCCGGGUGGCCAGCCCAGCACAGGCCACCGAGGGUCCAGCGGAGGAGGAGAGCCGGGCAGGGGGCCGCCGGGCUGGUGGCCCUCCCCACCGCUCUGCUCAGAUGCGCCGCCGCAGCGACCGCUUUGCCACCAGCCUGCGCAAUGAGAUCCAGCGGCGCAAGGCUCAGCUGCAGAAGAGCCGGGGACCCGGCGCCCCACCACCGGGUGAGGAGCCAGUGGAGGAGGCCGAAGAGCCCCCUGAAAUCAGCGUGCCGAUGGAGGGCCCCCCUGCCCCGACUGAGCGUCUCAGCCCCGUGCCGAGCGAGGCUGGCAGGAACGCUGGCCACUCUGGAGAUCGGGGCAUCUCCACUCCCGACCCGCUGCCAGCCCCCAAAGGGCCUCCCUCCCCCGAGCAGGCGGCGCCGACAGGCCGGGGCCGCUGGCGUUGGUCCCCGGAGCGCAAGCUGCAGCCGCAGCGCUCGCCCAGCCCCAGCGAGCUGGGGGGCUACGGGCAGGGGCCGGUGGCCCGCGGCUCCCCGCCGCGGGGCAGUGAUGAGGCUGUGCUCCUGCCCUUCGCCGACCGCCGCCGGUUCUUCGAGGAAAGCAGCCGGCCACCGCCGCCCCGGCACGGCAAGCCCCCGGCAGCUGAUCCCGCUGCUUUCCAGGCCCCCGGCCCCGAGCGCCGGGACUCCCGCCGCCUCUCUGUGGACCAGCCCUACAGCCCCAACUCACCCAGCCGUCCUGGCUCUGCCGGCCCCUACACCGAGUGCUGCCGGGAGCAGCCCCCCUGCUACAAGCCGCUGGGAAGGCCAGGGGAGCUGGAGUACCUGCGAGGCUUCUCCUAUCCCUACGGCGUUCCCCUGCGCCCUGAAUCCUGCCACUACUGCGGGGGGGACCCGUGCCCCCUGCCGCUGCCCCGUGGCCACACCUGCCGGUGCUACCCCCAGCCCUGGGCGCGCUGCCCUGAAUGCUGCUGCCCAGCCCCUCGCCCUGGGCGGGAGGAGAGUGAUGCCUGGCCCCCCCGGAGAGCUUUCACCUCGGAAUUUCCUCUGGAUGAGUGGGAACCACCAGCAAUAACCAGGAAAGCCAGUCAGUCAGUCAGUGAGCUCUCCCACUACCAGUUGGGCUUCCCAAGGCUUGGCCCUUUCCACCCCUGCUUUGAGAGUGCUGAGACGGAGUGGCCACCUUGCUACCGGGCUACAUCAACGCAUGACCUGUCAUGGGAUGGCGACCGUGUGGUCCGCUCCCCUGAGAGCCCCCCGGAGCCCUUGAACCGCCCGCUGCGGGGCAGAGCCUUUUCCGAGAGCCACCUCAACCUGGAGCCUGCCAGCCCUAGGGGCCGCAGCCGAAGGGAUCUUACACAUGCCAAGCUGGACCCUCCUGGCGUCCCUAAAAAGAAAGGCCCUCCACCUCCCCGCCCACCACCUCCCAACUGGGAGAAGUACAGACAGCGCCGGAUGUCCCAGCGCCUGCCAGAUGGUUCCGGGAAUGUCUCUGCCUUCACCGCCACACCAGUGCCGUCCCGUGGCAUCGCUGAGGCUGUGCGUGAGCGGUCGCAGAGCCUUACUGGGGAGCAGGGAGGCUGGUCCCGGGGGCAUGCUGCUCGCCCUCAUGCCCUACCAGGUGCCUGGCCCCGACCUGAGCCCCCCGGAUCACUCCACAGGACACCCGAGCCUGAUGCUGGUAGCACUGAGAUUUGCAGGGCGAUGGGGACUGGGGAGGAGCGGACGAAGGUGAAGCACCCCUGGGAGAUGGAGGAGCAGCCCCAAAGGCUCAGCCGGAACCAGGAGAAGGGCUGGGUCAGUCCCCGCAGGGUGGGUGAGUGCUCCCUGCCCCUGCGUGGUGGCCCUGGCCCCACCACCCCAGAGGCACCCAAGCCCAGUCUUGGUGCAGCCGAGGGGUUGAGCUGCCAGGGUGGCCAGUCCCAUCCCCGACGUGUGGACUCAGAGGAGCUGCUGUGGGAUGUGGUGGGCAGGGACCAGUCCCUGGCUGGCAUCUUGGCCCCCUCGACCUCCCUUGGCCCCACCACUGAGGUGAUGGGUGAGCGGCAGGCCUGGCGGGAGUGCUUCCAGCAGGACUGGCGCCUGGAGAACCUGGCACAGGACAGGCAGGGUUUUGAGCCCAUCUCACCACCCCCCACAAGCACUGGCAGCUCCACCUCCUACCCAGCAUACUACAGCGCAGCAGCAGGCAAAGCCGAGCCACUUGGCAAGGUGAAGGAGCUGCCGGAGGUGGUGGAGGGGAGCUCAGAGGAUGAGGAUGAGGAGGCAGACCGUGAGCUGGUGGAAAAGAAGCUGCAGCUGAUUGAGAGCCUGAGCCGGAAGCUGGCAGUGCUGCAGGAGGCACAGCGGGGGCUGCAGGAGGACAUCAGCGCCAACGGGGCACUGGGCGAGGAUGUGGCUGCCCGUCUGCAAGCCCUUUGCACCCCAGGGGAGUUCGACAAGUACCGCCUCUUCGUGGGUGACCUGGACAAGGUGGUCAACCUCCUGCUCUCCCUCUCGGGGCGCUUGGCCCGGGUGGAGACUGCCCUGAGCAGCCUGGGGCCACAUGCACCUGCGGAGGACAAGGUGGCCCUGCGGGAGAAACAGCGGCUGCUGGUGGCACAGCUAGAGGACGCCAAAGAACUGAAGGAGCACGUGGGGCGGCGGGAGGAGGCGGUGGGUGCCAUGGUGGCACGGUACCUGCCCGCUGAGCACCUGCAGGACUACCGGCACUUCGUCAAGAUGAAGUCAGCCCUCAUCACUGAGCAGCGGGAGCUGGAGGAGAAGAUCAAGCUGGGCCAAGAGCAGCUCCGUUGCCUGCGCGAGAGCCUCGGCCAGGUCCCUAAGGGUUGCUAGCCCCUUGCCCAGCCUGUCCCAGGACCCUGGCCAUGACCCCAGCUUGCUGCCAAAGCGGAUGUGGCCUCUCAGGGACUCUCCCUGUGUCUGUCCGUCUGUCCUGCCUUUUAUUUAUUUUCCAGUUUACCAAGCAGAGGAGAAGGUGUGCCUAGUCCAGAGACUGGCACAAGGGGUCAUGCCACAGAGCUGUCCUGAGUUCUACAGCUACCCAGCACCCUGUAGUGCAGUGGGACCAGAUGGACAGAUCCUGCCACCCCCCACCCCCCUCCCUGAUCUUUCUGUGCCUACAGGGGUCCCAGCACAUUUUCCUAGACAGCCGUGCCUGUCCCACAGCUGGUGCUGCACCAUGUGCCUUCAACAUCCCCCUGGCUGCCCCAGGGCAACUCCACACAGUGUGUGGAAGGGUUAAACCAUCCUCACCUUCUGUCAAGUCUGUUUGUCCAACUCUGUCCGUCUGUCCAUAGGAGUUGGAGGAAUUUCAGCCCAUGGGAGCUAGAGGAAUUUCAGCCCCCUGCAUCCUGUUCCUCUCCAUUGUGUCCAAAACAAUGGCCCUGGCCAGCGGGUCCUUAACCCACUCCCUGCUGGCUAGAGGCUUCAUGGGGGGCCAAGGUGGGUGCUGUGCACUCCUGGGGACAUUGUAACGGAUGCCUCUGGAAUGGUGCCCUGCCAAGUGAUGUGCUGGGAUCAGUAGACUGGGAGCUGUGGGUACCCCCUGCCACUAGUGCUGUGGACAGGGGGACCACCCAGUCUCAUCCAGCCCUUGCCUCUAGGCUCUACCCCAUCACAAGGAGGGAUUAAUAGAGGAAAAAGCACACUAAGCAUGGAAUGGGGUAUCUGACCCCUUCCUCUGUGCUGCAGCAACCCCAAGUAGCACUUAGACUUCCCCUUGGGUCAGCCUCCCUGCUCUGCCUCUGUGUGUCUGUCAUGGAAUACACAGGUGCCUUGAUGUUGAUUUUGCACAGGGGUUUCGUGCAACCUGUAGCAGCCUGAGGUGGUGCAGGCAAGUAUUCUGGGGAGGUGGGGUGGGCCCCAAACGCUUUGGAGGUGGCCACAGUUGGACAGCCCAGCCCCAGGGUGCAGGCAGCACCCAUACCUGCUUACUCAGCACUGCAGCACUCUCCCCAGUGUGGCUGCUCACCCGAUGUGCCACCCUCAGCCUGUUGAACACUACACCCCACACCUUCCCAUCCCUACCCUGCAGUGGUGCCUGGCAGGAGCAGGGUGUUCUGUGUAAUCUCAGCUGCCACCAGGCCUCCACUGCACAAGGAUACUCUAGGACCAAACACUGCACCCACUGUGAGCUGACUGGCCGCCCUCAGCCUG
Indicator indicator is the source of this 5640-nucleotide messenger RNA. RefSeq names its product shroom family member 4 (gene SHROOM4). Gene Ontology annotation, biological process: actin filament organization. NCBI's taxonomy places the organism in Eukaryota, Metazoa, Chordata, Aves, Piciformes, Indicatoridae. Gene Ontology annotation, cellular component: apical plasma membrane; adherens junction; apical junction complex. Gene Ontology annotation, molecular function: actin filament binding. The record is from RefSeq and is a predicted model, not a curated record.